Molecule: messenger RNA, 5547 nt
Organism: Plectropomus leopardus (leopard coralgrouper)
Lineage: Eukaryota; Metazoa; Chordata; Actinopteri; Perciformes; Serranidae
Gene: zc3h4
Product: zinc finger CCCH-type containing 4
Biological process (GO): negative regulation of DNA-templated transcription
Cellular component (GO): nucleus
Molecular function (GO): RNA binding; metal ion binding
Source: RefSeq, a predicted model, not a curated record
UCACAUCGCAACUGUAGGACGGAGAACGUCAGGAUUCAAUUUCAUCAUAUUUCUCUUACAACUGUAGUGGAGCAUUGCCUACUAUGAACUGAAACUCUUCCUAAAAUCAAAAUCAAGUAGAACCUAGUGAAGUGACGCAUAAGCCAGUAGUUUCCAGUGUCGAGUUGUAAUUUUUUUGCACCUCAAUGUAGCUAGAGGAAAUGGCUGUGGAAAGCAUGACUGUCCAUCCAAACUCCCCAACUACCAACCACGAACACAACAGUCUCCUGACUGACGAAAGGCCAGAGGAUGGAGAGCUGGAGGAAGGCGAGCUAGAGGAUGAUGGGGGGGAAGUGGAGGAGGAGGAGGCUGGUGGAAGGACGUCCACAGCAGCAGGAGGAGGAGGCGGAGAUGGCGGCGAUGAAGCAGGCGGAGGAGGUGAAGCAGGAGGGGAAGGGCCCGGAGAGAAACCUCGGCGAAGUAGGGAACGCCACGCCAGCAGCAACUCGGAUGAUGAGAGAUCCCAUAGACGCAAGAGGAAGAGGAAGAAAGAGAGGGAUCGAGAGAGAGAGAAGAGGAGGUCCAAGAAGAAACGCAAAUCCAAACAUAAACGUCAUGCAUCCUCUGAUGACGACCACUCGGACUUCAGUGAUGACUCUGACUACAGUCCCAGUGAGAAGAGGAAGUACAGAGAGUACAGUCCACAGUAUCCCCCUUCGUCUCAUGGGGGCUACGGCAGCUCAAAGAAGAGCGGCUACAUGAAGAUGGACAAGCAGAGCUAUGGAGGCUACGAUGACUUUGAAGAUGACAACUUUGAAGGAGAGGACGAGGAGGACAUGGCCGAUGAAGACUACGACGACUUUACCAAGGAGCUCAAUCAGUACCGCAAGGCCAAGGAAGGAGGAGGCAGCCGUGGUGGACGAGGGGGCAAAGGUCGCAUGAAAAACCAGAGAGGCCGUGGAGGAAUGAGGGGAGGGAGGAGAGGAAGAGGAGGAAGCCGAGGAAGAGGAGGUCGUGGAGGAAAGAUGGGAGGAGACAAUGACGAUGGAGACGGCUACGGAGAAGACAUGGAGUAUGGAGAUGAUGACUAUGACAACAUGGGGGAGGAUGACUACGAUGACUACUCUAAAGAACUCAGUCAGUACAAGAAGGUCAAAGACAGAGGCAGAGGAGGUAGAGGUGGCCGCGGGCGAGGGAGGGGUAAAGGAGGGCGCGGAAUGAUCAGAGGAGGAAGGGGUCGAAACCGCGGGAGAGGAAGAGGCGACAUGGGCGAUGACGACAACAACGGGGACAUGGACAAUGGGGACGGAGGUGGCUGCGAUGGACCAGGAGCAGGGAGGAGGAAUCAGAACGAGAAGCACCAGGAUAAGAAAGGAAAGGCCAUCUGCAAGUACUACAUAGAGGGGCGAUGCACCUGGGGGGACCACUGCAACUUCAGCCAUGACAUCGAGCUGCCAAAAAAGAAGGAGCUGUGCAAGUUCUACAUCACUGGGUUUUGUGCCAGAGCUGACCACUGUCCUUACAUGCAUGGUGAAUUCCCCUGUAAGCUGUUCCACACCACAGGUAACUGUGUGAACGGUGAUGAAUGCAUGUUCUCCCACGAUGCCCUCAGUGAUGACACCCAGGACCUGCUCAACAAGAUGCUGGCAGAGGAUGCUGAGGCUGGAGCUGAGGAUGAGAAGGAGGUGGAGGAGCUGAAAAAGCAGGGGAUCAACCCUCUCCCCAAACCCCCUCCUGGAGUCGGCCUCCUCCCGACCCCUCCUCGGCCUGUUCCUGUUGACACAAACACAGGGGCCGGUGAUUUUGGCGUGCCUGUGGCGGGUGACUUUGGAGGUCUUCCUGGGCCUAACCAGGUGCCCAUUGCCAACAAAGGUCCCCCAGUACCAGGGCCAGUUCCUAUGCCUAACCCGUGUGCUGGUCCCCCUGUCAUUGGCCCUGAUGGAACUCCCUUCCAAGGCAUGCCCCCAAAUCCGGGUGGCCCUCCUCCCCACAUGGGCCCCCCACCUCCCUGUGGAGGAGGAGGAGGAGGUGGCGCAGGGAAGAAGAUCCCAUCGCUGUUUGAGAUUAAAGUCCAGCCGACGGGACAGCUUGCUCAGAAACUGGCCGUCAGGGGCCAGACUCCCAGCAGCACCCAGGGUCAGACUGCAGCACCUGGACCCCCAGGAGCCCCUGGUGCCCCACCCCCCUGCUUCCCUGCUCCCCCAGGCAUGAUGCCUCCAGACAUGCAGAUGGGGCCCCCCAACAUGGGCCCCGGCGGACCGCCUAUGAUGGGAGGGUUUGUGUCUGGUGAUGGCCCUCCACUUGGAGGUGCUAUGCCUCCAGGUCCUCCUCCAAGUGGAGGAAACUUCUUCAAUAACUUCUUCAACCAGGAUGGGAUGCAGAUGGAGGGGGUGGUGCAAGAAGGUGACAGCUACCAGGGCUUUACUGGCAUGGAUGAGAGAGGAGGGAACGUUGGGAAUCAGUCAGGUGGUCAAGACAGCUCUGCUAAUGGAGCAUCAGCCAAUCAGGGAGGAAUGUCAGUGCCUGACUUCCUGCCUCCGGCGCAGCGUGUCCUGUUCAUGAGGAUCCAACAGAAGCAGCAGGAAGAAGAGGAGAGAGCUCGCAGGAUGGCCGAGGGAGGAGCAGAGAAAAGAGCAGACACUGAAGGUGACUCAGGGAACUGGUACUCCAGUGAGGACGAGGACGGCGGUGGUAGUGUGACCUCCAUCUUAAAGACGCUCCGUCAGCAGACACAGGCUCCUCAAAAAUCCGACGGCCCCCCGAGUGACCCUCGCCUCCAGAAGGCCUCUCCUGCCCACGCUCCGACGCGGCCGGCAGACCCCCGCUUGGCUCGGGACCCACGGCUAGCACGUUCUGCGGAUUCGGCUCAGCUCUCCGACUCCGCCCACUCCAUGCCCUCUUUAUCCUCCUCCGGACCGCCCGCAGAUCCCCGGUUAGCCCGGCUCGCUGCUGCGGUCUCAGCGGGAUCCACCUCCCAUCCAGCUCCUAAACCUGAGCCACCUCUGGUCUACAAGCCCCCACCGCUCACAACCCCGGCGGAGGAGGAGGAGACAGAACGGGUUCUAAGGGACAAGCCAGUGCCGGUCCCCCUGGACCCGCUCAUGGGUAUGGCCCUGAGGGACCCACGCUCACAGCUGCAGCAGUUCAGCCACAUCAAGAAGGAUAUUGUUCUCCACAUGCCGGCCUUUGCCAAAACCAUCACAUGGUCACCUGAGGAUCUCCUCCCGCUCCCUAUCCCAAAGCAGGACCUCCUGCCACUACCACCAGGCAUCCCUCCUGUUGUCUCCGCCGUAGACCCCCGCCUGUCCCGCUCUCAGCAGCCUCCUCCUCAUCAGCCCCCGCCCUCCUUGGACCCUCCUGCUGCCUCCUCCUCCCUCCCGGACUUUGAGCUGCUGUCUCGUAUCCUGAAGACUGUUGGCUCCAGCCCGUCCCAGACCCCCUCCCCUCCUCUUGCCCCUAUGUCGCUGCUGGGUCCCCCUCCCCCACUGCCUCUUCCACCUGCAGAAAAGCCUGUGGACCCCCGUGUGUCCCGUAAGGGCCCCACGGACCCCCGUCUCCAGCCUCAGAAAUCAGCACUGAAGCAACCAUCAGACUCUGUGCCUCCUCCUGUCUCCUCUACCUCUCCAGCAACAACAUCUAGCUCCUCCCCCCCUACCAUCGCCCCCUACGACCCCAGCUGUUGAUAUAUUGGUGGGGCAGGCCGCGGUGUGGGAGCUGGGGCACCAGGGGGCGCCAGCGUGCUGAGCAGCAUCAGUCUGUAUGACCCUCGGACUAACAAACCAGGCAGCCCUGGUACCAGCAGUGGCUCGAACAACUCCCCCAACGCAGCCAGCACAGAGUCCAAACCCAGUGACCCCCCAGCAGCUAAACCCAAGUCCAAGGAGCCCCUCUUUGUUCGGAAGUCCGCGCUGGACCAACCAGAGCCGGAGAAAAGUACAGAGCAAGGAACUGAUCGAUACAACAGCUAUAACCGGCCCCGACCCAAGCCUGCACCCUCGCCGAACUCCACGGCGCAAGGAGGGCCCGCCGCAGCCGCUGCUGGAGGUCAGGGUGCUCCAGGAGCCGCUGGGGAUCAGGGGCCAGCGGGGGUCCACAACCUCCCAGUAUCCUCUUUAUUUGGCGUGGUGAAGCAGGCGGCAAAAGCCGGCGGGACGGGUAGCCCCUUCGGAGGUAACAGCCCAGUGCAGUCCGACCAGGCAACCACAGAGCAGGACAACGGCUCGCUGAAGGACGUUUUUAAAGGCUUUGACCCCACAGCCUCGCCCUUCUGCCAGUGACACCCCACCUCCACCCCCGGCUGCCCGAAAACCACCAUGUUGUUGGCCGUUGGCUUGUUUUAACAUUUUUGGACACUGAACCGAUCAGUGAAUAAGAGAAAAAACGCGCACUGAGGCAUCUGCCUGUGAGAGCAGUCAAGAAGACGAACUGACGUCUCACGACAUGUUUCUCUCUCUCUCUCUCACACACACACACACACACUUUACCACAGUGUUGCAGAUUCAGAUUCUAUAAAAGACUUGUGGGUUAUUAUGGGAAGGGUUUAAAGUUUAAUCUCUAAAGCUCUAUUUUAAACAAACUUAUUGAUGUAUAAAUAAAUGUAUUCCCUUCAUCUCAACGCUUAAUGAAAACAGUUACUCAGACGGCAGCAGCAACACAUUUAUAUGGAAUUAACGUUUUAGCUUUCACAACUUUUUUCAUCCUCUUCAUUUCAUUUCCUAAAUGUUCUCCUCACCUUGAAAAUGGUUGAUGUGCUUGUCUGUAUAUUUUUUUGGACAGUCAAAGUUGGCAGCAGUUAAAAAGAUUUCUCAUCAGUUUUUUUUAAACAAAAUACUUCCUAUUUGUGGUGUUUUUGCGAGUAAAUAAACAGCACUGAGGCAAUUCUUUUGACACUGUUGCCUUUCAGAAACCAAUGACCCUCUUUAUCACUUCCUUUGCACAUCUUUAACUGGUGCAAACUGUUAAGUUUUAUCAUAUGGCAGACAUUUUUUCAUUAUAAUUCACAAUUUCACAUUUGCUGCAGAUUGCAAAUACCUGAACUUGAAUCUAUAUUCAGCUUUUUUUUUAGUAUUUAUUUUUCUACUUCUUUGCACUGUCUGUUUGUGUCUUCUGAGAGCUGUAUUAAUGUUUUUAUUGUCUGCAGCUCCUCCAGCUGCUCUUAUACUGUUUCAUUUCAGGUAUUUAGCUCUUAGCCAGAACAGGUAACUCUACUGAAACAGGAAGUGAUUCGUGGUCUUUCAGUACUGCCGCUCUAACCACUACUCAGCUGCUGCUCCUUCUCCCUCAGUUUUCCCCCUCAGCACUCGUUGAUUUCACGUGAACAUUUUAAUUUUAUCAUUUCUGUGAAAGUUGAGAGCCUACAGUUCAUAAAUGACAGCGUCUCUAGCUGUAAAAGGAUACCUCACUUGCCAAAUGAACAUUUGUGUGUGGAGUACUCACCCAGCUUUACCUUGAAUUUGUGAAGAAAGCUUUGUUUAUCUCACAUGCCUCAAAGUGUGAACGGAAAACCCAAAAAACAUUCUUCAUGAAGUGAAGUAAACAUCAACAGCAGAACUAUAUUCAAACAUACAU